Molecule: messenger RNA, 1521 nt
Organism: Lachancea thermotolerans CBS 6340
Lineage: Eukaryota; Fungi; Ascomycota; Saccharomycetes; Saccharomycetales; Saccharomycetaceae
Gene: MOT3
Product: Mot3p
Exons: 1
Coding region: 1-1521 (506 amino acids)
Biological process (GO): regulation of transcription by RNA polymerase II; anatomical structure development
Molecular function (GO): DNA-binding transcription factor activity, RNA polymerase II-specific; RNA polymerase II cis-regulatory region sequence-specific DNA binding
Source: RefSeq, a predicted model, not a curated record
AUGCUCUCUGUGCACCCGUACACCAGCCCUGCGGAUAUCGACCGUGACGCCCGGCGUGGGUCUUCCCAACUAGACUUCCGUCGUCGCAGCAGUGCUAGCUCAGUUGCCAGCAUUGGCGGCGCCGCUGCUGGCGGCGGUCCCGCGCAGUCUCCCACAAGCGCCCUGUGGGCAGCGGCGCCGGCGCCGGCUCCGGCUCCGCCGCUGGUGCCGCCUGCCGCGGUGUCCUCAACGGUUCACCGCCAGCCGCAGUAUUCAGUCGCUCAGAUGCACUCACAAGCUUACGCGAUACGUCAAAAACACGCGCGAGCCUCGAGCACAGACUCAUCUGGCACGCCCAUCCCAGGCCCCGCUGCGGCAGUGACAACCCCAGGGCCGGCCUCGGUGCCGGCGCCGGUCACAGCCGCUCAACAACAGCCGCCGCCGCCGCCCAUCGGCGGACCGCUUUAUGAGCUCAUGGAGUACGAUACACGUUACCUCCCAUACCACUACAAGUCUGCGUAUCCCAUGUGGGGUCCCGCCGGGCCCACCGCGGCAGCCGCAGGCACGGCUCCGGGCACGGCUCCGGGCGCGCCCGGAGCGGCCUACCCGGCAUACCAAUACCCACCCCCCGCAUGGAACUCCUACCAAGCGCCGCAUCACGUGUGGAACGGCCAGCCAGCGGCUUCCUCCGGCGGCUAUCCGCACAUGCAACUACAGAUCCCAACACAGUUGCCUCAGCAACCGCAGAUGACAACAUCCCAGCAGCAGCAGCAGCAACAGCAGCAGCAACAGCAACAACCACAUCAACCUCAACAACCUCAACAACAGUAUCAGUUCCAGCAACAACCGCAGCAACCGCAGCAACCGUCACUUCACAGACAAUCGAUAUCCCACAGACAGUCGCAAGGGUUCUCUGCUGACCAAUUCCCAAGCGCUUUGGCGGCUACUGAACUACCGCUCUCCGCUUACGCACCAGAUCCUCGCAGUGGUGCGCAGCUAGCUGGUAGACCAUACGUCGUUGCAGCGGCGCCGGGACCGGCAGCAGCGUCUGCACCGUUUGGCCUGGGCGCUGUAGGCAUCGGCGCGGGCGCCGGCGCCGGCGCCCGCGGCCCAGCGCCCUACUCCGGAACCGGCUCCGACCGUGGCUCCUUCGAUGACACUGGAUCGUCAAUGGCCAUGCUGUAUCGCUGCAGUAUGUGCGAAAAGUCGUUUAAGCGCAAGUCGUGGCACCAGCGGCACUUGCUGUCACACUCCUCCUUCAAGCCGUACAACUGCCCGUGGUGCCAAAGUCGCCAUAAACGACGCGACAACCUCUUCCAGCACAUGAAGACCAAGCACGUGCACCAAGUGCUGCAGGAGCUGAUGGAGGCCGGAGACCUCGACGGCAGUAUGGGUACCAACGUCAGGCUGGCCAUCGACGACAUGGUGGCCGGCCCCAGCAUACGCACGCUCGUUCAGGACGGGCGCGUGAAAAAAGAGCGUGUGAAGACAGUGUUGAACGCGGUCAUCGCGCGCGUGCACGACGGCGAGCCAGGCCAGUAG